AUGGUGCAAUCGGGUAAGUAUUUAGGAAUGCCAUAUCUGGUGCGUCGGUCAAAAAAAGAGGUGUUUGAUUACCUCAAGGAUCGGAUUUUGAAGCGAGUUAAUGGAUGGAAAGAAAAGAAAUUAUUUGCGACUGGCAGAGAAGUUUUGAUCAAGGCUGUUGUGCAAUCAAUUUCGACUUACGUAAUGAACUGCUUUCAGUUACCGAAUAGUUUGUGUUUGGAAAUUGAUGCCAUUGUUAGUAGAUAUUGGUGGGGUCAAAGGGAGGAUACACGAAAGAUUUAUUGGAAAAAAUGGGACUUUUUGUGUUCACAGAAGAGGGUGGGAGGUUUGGGUUUCAGGUGCUUAAAGGAUUUUAAUAUUGCAAUGCUUGCUAAGCAAGGAUGGCAACUUCUAAAGUAUCCGAAUACUCUAUUGGGUCAACUAUUGAAAGCAAAGUAUUUCCCACAUACUUCUUUUCUGGAGGUGGGAUGUGGUGAGUGUAUUCGGAUUGUUGGUGAUAAAUGGAUUCAUAAGCCUACUGCGUUCCAGGUAAUUGCUCCACCAAUUAAUUUGCCGGCUGAAUCUAAUGUGAGUUUGCUUAUUGAUCGUGAUCGAACAUGUUGGAAUGAGAACCUUAUUCGAAGCAAUUUUCUUCCAAUGGAUGCGGAGGUGUGGAAUUUAAGUCCAUUGAGGAAUCUGGUAUUGUUCUAUGGGGAUGAGUCUAACCUCAGUCUGAUUGUUGCUCUAUGUUGGGGUAUUUGGCAACGACGCAACCAAGGUCCAUUGCUGCGGGAUAGAGUGGUUCGUUGGUACGCUCCAGCAGAAGGUUGGUUCAAGAUUAAUUUUGAUGGGGUUCGGUUCAAAGAAUUGCAAACAGUUGGGGUUGGUGUCAUUAUUCGAAAUUUGAUAGGUGAAGUUAUGGCUGCAAUGUCAAAGCAAUUACCGUUCUGGAUAGAUGCCGACUGUGCUGAGGCUUUUGCUGCAGCUAAGGCAAUUGAGCUAGUAAAAGAUUUGGGAUUUUAUGAUAUUAUUCUAGAGGGGGAUUCUUUAGAUAUUGUCAAAGCUUUGCGGGAGGAUGUCAAGCUCUUAUCAGAAUAUGGUCAUCUUGUGUCACAAGUGGCGGCUGCUAGUCAACUGCUUCGGUGCUUUCAAGUUUGCCAUGUGGGAAGAAUGGGCAAUAUGUUGGCGCAUGGCCUAGCUCGGAUGGCUAGAGGUUUGGACCACCAGCUUGUGUGGAUGGAGGAGGUCCCGCAGGCUUUGCUUGAAGUGUUGCUGCUAAUGCUGUUUGUUAAUGUCUUUUGUUUCUGUUUGGUUUCCAUCUAA
Molecule: messenger RNA, 1302 nt
Organism: Camellia sinensis
Lineage: Eukaryota; Viridiplantae; Streptophyta; Magnoliopsida; Ericales; Theaceae
Source: RefSeq, a predicted model, not a curated record